This is a messenger RNA of Quercus robur (English oak), 675 nucleotides long. RefSeq lists its product as uncharacterized. Bases 67 to 675 code for a protein of 202 amino acids. The transcript is spliced from 2 exons. Lineage: Eukaryota; Viridiplantae; Streptophyta; Magnoliopsida; Fagales; Fagaceae. The record is from RefSeq and is a predicted model, not a curated record.
CAGAAAGCUGCUAGCAAGGGGAAAGGAAAAGCUGAUGCCAGCGUUUAGUCAGAUGCAGGGACGGCCAUGGACCGUGCUACCGAGCUCUUUACUCCUGCUGAGAUGAGGGAAGUCACGAGCAUUCCUUCACAUGAGAUGGUGAGCCGCCACGUCCAUAAACUCGUGCAGGUGUUGGGGGAGACCAUGCACAUCACCACUCAGUACCUGGCGAAUGAGGAGAAGGCCGUCGUGGCCAACUCGAAGGUAGACGCUUUGGAGGCUGAAGCUUCUGGUUUGCGCAAGGAUUUGAUCGCGUCUAUGGACUCUCUCAAUGCAUCUAAGGAGCAAGUCCGUGUGCUGACGGAGCAGCUGGAUGCCGAGAGACAAACCGUGAAGCAGAAAGACGAACUGCUAGCGGCGGCCGCUCAGAAGAUGAAGGUUGCAGUGGCCAAGGCCGUCACUGCUUUUCAAUCCAUUGAGGAAUACAACACCAUUCUCUUCCAGUGGUACUUUAAAGGGUUCGAGCUGCUGCGAAGGUAUCUCGUCAAGCAUGGUCCUGCCGUGAGCCUUAACGAUUUAGACUUUGAAGCUGUUGAUAAGGAGAUUGAGGAGGACGAGGCAGCUCAAACAGGAGCGUCCACCGGCGUCGAACCACCUCAGGCCACCCAGGACGAUGACAUUCCCCCUUCAGCUUAG